This is a messenger RNA of Myripristis murdjan (pinecone soldierfish), 2139 nucleotides long. RefSeq names its product glycogen synthase 2 (gene gys2). The transcript has 16 exons. Gene Ontology annotation, biological process: glycogen biosynthetic process. Gene Ontology annotation, molecular function: alpha-1,4-glucan glucosyltransferase (UDP-glucose donor) activity. NCBI's taxonomy places the organism in Eukaryota, Metazoa, Chordata, Actinopteri, Holocentriformes, Holocentridae. The coding region runs from base 22 to 2139 and encodes 705 amino acids. The record is from RefSeq and is a predicted model, not a curated record. Gene Ontology annotation, cellular component: cytoplasm.
UGGACCCCUAAACAUCUCAAGAUGCCUCUGUCCCGUUCCUUGUCCAUGACGUCGCUGAGUGGGGUGCUGCCCCAGUGGGAGGACGACCAGCUGCCUGUGGAGGACCUGCUGCUCUUUGAGGUGGCCUGGGAGGUCACCAACAAAGUUGGAGGGAUCUACACGGUGAUCCAGACCAAGGCCAAGAUCACGGUGGACGAAUGGGGGGAGAACUACUUCAUGAUGGGGCCGUACUUCGAGCACAACUUCAAGACGCAGGUGGAGGGGUGCGACCCCCCGAUCCCGGCCAUCAGGAGGGCCAUGGACGCCCUCAUCAGUAACGGCUGUCAGGUUCAUUUCGGCCGCUGGCUGAUUGAGGGCAGCCCCUACGUGAUCCUGUUUGACAUCGGCUCAGCGGCCUGGAACCUGGACCGCUGGAAGGGCGACCUGUGGGACACCUGCAACAUCGGCCUGCCCUACCACGACCGAGAAGCCAACGACUCCCUGAUCCUCGGCUCCCUGAUCGCCUGGUUCUUCAAAGAGCUAACAGACCAGCUGGGAGACAAGCCCAACGUCAUCGCCCAUUUCCACGAGUGGCAGGCAGGAUCAGGACUCAUCCUGUCUCGCUCCCGCAAGAUUCCCAUGGCAACCGUGUUCACCACACACGCCACCCUGCUGGGCCGGUACCUCUGCGCUGGGAACGCCGACUUCUACAACAACCUGGAUAAGUUUGACAUCGACAAGGAGGCGGGCGAGAGGCAGAUCUACCACCGCUACUGCCUGGAGAGAGCGGCUGUCCACUGCGCCCACGUCUUCACCACCGUCUCCCAAAUCACCGCUGUGGAGGCCAACCACAUGCUGCACAGGAAGCCAGACGUGGUGACUCCAAACGGGCUGAAUGUGAAGAAGUUCUCGGCCAUGCAUGAGUUUCAGAACCUGCACUCCACCAGCAAGGCUCGCCUCCAGGAUUUUGUCAGAGGACACUUCUAUGGCCACCUGGACUUCAACCUGGACAAAACCCUUUACUUCUUCAUCGCUGGACGUUACGAGUUCUCCAACAAGGGCGCAGAUAUUUUCCUAGAGGCUCUGUCCAGACUUAACUACCUGCUGAGGGUUCACCGAAACGACGUGACCGUGGUUGUUUUCUUCAUCAUGCCAGCGAAAACCAACAACUUUAAUGUGGAGUCGCUCAAGGGGCAGGCGAUACGCAAACAGCUCUGGGAUACGGCUCACACUGUGAAGGAGAAGUUUGGGAAGAAGCUCUAUGAUGCUUUGUUAAGAGGAGAAAUCCCUGAUAUGAACACCAUUCUGGACCGGGACGACCUCACCAUCAUGAAGAGAGCCAUCUACGCCACUCAGAGACACAGCCUUCCUCCGGUGACCACUCACAACAUGCUGGAUGACUCGACGGACCCCAUCCUGUCCAACGUCCGACGCAUCGGCCUCUUCAACUCCAGGAUGGACCGGGUCAAGAUUAUCUUCCACCCCGAGUUCCUGUCCUCCACCAGCCCUCUGCUGCCGAUGGACUAUGAGGAGUUUGUCCGUGGCUGCAACCUUGGGGUGUUCCCCUCCUACUAUGAACCGUGGGGAUACACACCAGGUGAAUGCACUGUGAUGGGGAUCCCAAGUGUGACCACCAACCUCUCAGGUUUCGGCUGCUUCAUGGAGGAACAUGUUUCCGACCCGGCAGCUUAUGGUAUUUACAUCGUGGACCGGCGGUUCCGCUCGGCCGAUGAGUCGUGUAACCAGCUGACCCAGUUCAUGUUCAGCUUCUGCCAGCAAUCUCGCCGCCAGCGCAUCAUCCAGCGCAACCGAACCGAGAGGCUGUCCGACCUGCUGGACUGGAGAUACCUGGGAAGGUUCUACGUGCACGCUCGCCACCUCGCUCUCAGCAGGGCUUUCCCCGACAAGUUCAAGAUGGACCCCAUGGCCCCUUUGAAGACAGAGGGCUUCCGCUACCCCCGGCCCUACUCGGUGCCCCCCUCUCCCUCGGCCUCCCUGCACUCCACGCCGCACCACAGCGACGUGGAGGAUGAGGAUGAUGACGAGCCCUACGAUGAAGACGAGGAGGCCGAGAAGGACAGGAUGAACAUCAAGGCUCCCUUCACGCUGGGAGCUGUGCCCGACGGCAAGAAGGACCAACCGGGAGAGUCACGAAACUGA